This is a messenger RNA of Scheffersomyces stipitis CBS 6054, 2717 nucleotides long. Its product is annotated as trifunctional histidinol dehydrogenase/phosphoribosyl-AMP cyclohydrolase/phosphoribosyl-ATP diphosphatase. Lineage: Eukaryota; Fungi; Ascomycota; Pichiomycetes; Serinales; Debaryomycetaceae. Bases 27 to 2630 code for a protein of 867 amino acids. Gene Ontology annotation, cellular component: cytoplasm. The record is from RefSeq and is a predicted model, not a curated record. Gene Ontology annotation, molecular function: phosphoribosyl-ATP diphosphatase activity; NAD binding; phosphoribosyl-AMP cyclohydrolase activity. The transcript has a single exon. Gene Ontology annotation, biological process: L-histidine biosynthetic process.
UAGAAAUCUGUGAUAAUCCGCGCAAAAUGACAUUCCCAGUGUUGCCCUUGGUCUCGGGUCCUUCUGCGCACGAAGAAAUAGCUGCUUUUGCUGUUGUUGGACAGAUAUUGUUACCUUUCAAAAGUGUGCAAAUCUCAAAGACGUUUUUGAACCAAUUCCCAUACGAGCUUCUCGUUGAUGUUGAUGUGUCAGCCGACUCUGUUACUGUUGACGAUGUCGUUCUCUUAUUGAACAGCGGUGUCAGACAAGUAAUUGUGUCUGAAAAGCAGGCACCAGAGUUGGUUUUUGAGAGUGGAUUGCCUACUUCCAGAUUUACAAUUGAAUUGCAAGGUUCAGAAUUGUCAGCUCAAAUUGCUAAAUCUUCAGCUUCUGUAGUAUUGAAUUCUGCAGUAUCCAAAGAUGCUUUUAAGAGUAUCAGUUCCAGCGGAAACAGAACGGUUUACUAUAGAAAUGGCGCCAUAUCACAAGAUUUAGCAGAAACUUUAGCUCAAGACGGCUACACUCUUAUCAUCCCUGCUGAAAAGUUGACUGAUAAGACUAGUGAGUCUGGCAAAAUCUCGAUCUCGACUAUUUUCACCAGCACUUUGACAACAGACCGUCCAGAUGGUCUUUUCACCACUUUAAUUACUGCUCCAGCUCCAUCUUAUACUGCCUUGGGAGUGGUAUAUUCAUCCAAGGCCUCCAUUGAAGCAGCCAUUGCCGAAAAAGUUGGAGUGUAUCAAUCACGUAAACGUACUCAAGAGUUGUGGUAUAAAGGUAAGACCUCUGGUGCUACCCAAAAGUUGUUGAAGUUGGAAAGAGACUGUGAUUCUGAUGUCGUUAAAUUUGUAGUAGACUCCAGAGACGGCUACGGUUUCUGCCACUUGGACAAUAACUACACCUGUUUUGGAGAUGGACAAUUAAAGCAGAAGUCUGAGGCUGUUGGUACGGGAUUGGCCAAAUUGGACAGUACUUUGGCUCUGAGAUUCCAGUCUGCCCCUGAAGGUUCCUACACCAAGCGACUUUUCAGCGACGACACCCUCUUAAUUGCAAAGUUAAAAGAAGAAUUAGACGAGUUGAUUGAGGCAGGACAGAAUAAGGAGAAAGAUGCGUCAGAUGUUGCCUUUGAAUGUGCCGAUUUGUUCUACUUCGCAUUGGUGUGGUGUACCAAGAAUGGAGUUAAGUUGGCAGAUGUCGAGAAAAACUUGGAUAUCAAGGCUGGUAAGGUCACCAGAAGAAAGGGCGACGCCAAGCAACAAUACUUGGAAACUAAGGAACAAUCCAAGGAAGAGUCGAAAGAAGAUCCAAAGGAAAAACAAUUGUAUAAGAUGGAAACCAUCAACACCAAGGAUGCUGCUUCUGCUUCUCUGAUCCAGAGAGCCUUGACGAGACCAGUGCAAAAGACUUCGGACAUCAUGAAGUUGGUUCUCCCCAUUGUUCAGAAGGUUCAAAAAGAAGGCGAUAAGGCUUUGAUCGAGCUCACUGAGAAGUUCGAUGGUGUCAAGUUAGAUUCGCCGGUAUUGAAAGCUCCUUUCCCACAAGAUCUCAUGAAUAUCUCUGAGGACAUGAAAAAAGCUAUUGACUUGUCGAUUUCCAACAUCGAAAAGUUUCAUGCUGCUCAGCUUCCAAAGGAAAAGGUGAUGACAGUUGAAACUUCUCCUGGGGUAUAUUGUUCUCGUUUCGCCAAACCUAUAGAAAACGUUGGUUUGUACGUUCCAGGUGGUACUGCGGUUUUGCCUUCUACUGCCAUGAUGUUGGGAGUUCCUGCUAAAGUUGCCGGUUGUUCCAAUAUCGUAUUAGCGUCUCCUCCAGCCAGAGCCACUGGUAAGUUGACUCCAGAAGUCGUUUAUGUUGCCCACAAGAUCGGUGCCAAGUGCAUUGUUAUGGCUGGGGGUGCUCAGGCCGUCACUGCCAUGGCCUACGGUACUGAAAGUGUUCUCAAGUGUGACAAGAUCCUCGGUCCAGGGAACCAGUUUGUCACUGCAGCAAAAAUGUAUAUACAAAACGAUACUCAAGCUCUUUGCUCCAUCGACAUGCCUGCCGGUCCUUCUGAAGUCCUAGUCAUGGCUGACGAAAAUGCCGACGCUGACUUUGUUGCCAGUGACUUGUUGUCUCAAGCCGAACAUGGUGUGGAUUCUCAGGUCAUCUUGAUUGGUGUUAACUUAUCAGACAAGAAAGUACGAGAAUUUGAAGAAGCUGUUAGAAAACAAGCUGAGGUACUUCCAAGAAAGGAAAUCGUCGCUAAGUGCUUGGCUCACUCGUUCAUUCUCUUGGUUGACAAUUAUGACGAAGCGUUUGACUUGUCCAACAAGUACGCCCCAGAACAUUUGAUCCUUCAAAUCGAUAAUGCUUCCUCGUUUGUUCCGGACUAUAUAGAAAAUGCUGGUUCCGUUUUCGUGGGUGCCUUGUCGCCAGAGUCAUGUGGUGACUACUCCUCAGGUACCAAUCACACAUUGCCUACCUACGGUUAUGCCAGACAGUAUUCUGGUGUGAAUACUGCUACAUUCCAGAAGUUCAUUACUUCGCAAGAUGUUAGUGAAGAAGGGUUGAAGAGUAUUGGUAAGGCUGUUAUGACCUUGGCUGCUGUAGAAGGAUUGGAAGCUCACAGAAAUGCCGUCCAAGUCAGAAUGGACAAAUUGGGAUUGUUGUAAUAAGUGUCAAAGAAUAAUUUUAGACAAAUUUUAUUAAGACUAUAAUAUGUUUGUAGUUAUCACAUAUUUUCAUAUACAUUAACUUUG